Messenger RNA from Metarhizium album ARSEF 1941, 2136 nucleotides. Its product is annotated as ser/Thr protein phosphatase. The transcript is spliced from 2 exons. The record is from RefSeq and is a predicted model, not a curated record. NCBI's taxonomy places the organism in Eukaryota, Fungi, Ascomycota, Sordariomycetes, Hypocreales, Clavicipitaceae. The coding region runs from base 1 to 2136 and encodes 711 amino acids.
AUGGAUGCCGCCUUCAGCGCUGCAAGGGCUGCUCCUCCAGGAGCAACAGGAGUGAGGACGUCUGCUCUACGAACCCUUACUAACGGGCUACAGUCACGACCCUACAAUAACCAGGGCUAUCUGCAAAACGGCGGCAGCAGCUUGCCACCUGGCGCCGCCCCCCUACUACCGAACCAAGGACGAGUUAUCCAGACAGGCCCCAUUCGAGUUCUUUGCAUUGCCGAUGUUCGAGGAAACCUGAGGUCGUUGAACGAACUCGCAAAGCAAGCUCGCGCUGAUCACAUCAUUCACACUGGUGAUUUCGGUUUUUAUGACGACACGUCGCUGGAACGUAUUGCGGAAAAGACUCUCAAGCAUGUCGCUCAAUAUUCCCCCCUGAUUCCCGAUCCAGUCAAGAAGGCAAUCCAACAAGGCGGAAAUGGACCUGUCAAGACUCGGUUCCCGGCCAGCGACCUCCCGCUUUCCGAGCUUCCCCUUCUGCUCAGUGGAGAGGUGAAGCUAGAUGUCCCAGUCUAUACCGUCUGGGGUGCUUGCGAAGACGUUCGAGUAUUGGAAAAAUUCCGGUCUUCCGAGUACAAGGUUCCCAACCUACACAUAAUUGAUGAAGCUCGCUCCAUGCUGCUCGAGAUUGGUGGUGUCAAGCUCAGACUUUUGGGUCUUGGUGGUGCUGUUGUCAUGCACAAGUUGUUUGACAACGGUGAAGGCCGAACCACGAUUGCUGGUGGCCAAGGCACUAUGUGGACAACGCUGUUACAGAUGGGAGAGCUUGUCGACACGGCACACCGAGUGUACGAUCCUACCGAAACCCGAAUUUUCAUCACGCAUGCCUCGCCUGCGAGAGAGGGUAUCUUGAAUCAGCUCUCUGUUGCUCUCAAGGCGGACUUUUCCAUUUCCGCUGGAUUGCACUUCCGAUAUGGAAGCUCGUACAAUGAGUUUAGCGUUAACCCAACUCUGGACCACUACCGCGGAAAAUUGGCUGCCUCCAAGGCCUCUUUCAACGACGUAUGGGAGACUGUGAAGGGUGAGGUGGAGCCUGCCAUUUCGCAAAACGAAGCGCAGCAGAAUCUGCUCAAAAACGCGCUACAAAUUGUCGAAAAAAUGCCCACUACCGCUGCCGGCGGUAAUCCUUUUGGUGGCCCGGUGACCGGCCAAGCUGCAUUGGGCCAGGUUGAUGAGAGUGCUUUCAAGAACAUGUGGAACUUCAACCUUGCUGAUGCCGCGUUUGGCUAUCUUGUUUUGGAAAUUCAUGAUGGACGUAUUGGUACUGAAAUGCGCGCCCAGGGCUUCAACUUUUCCCAUCGUGGUGCCAAGCAGCAGCCCGGAGCAGCUCCCCCUUCUGCUGCUACUAGUGCUCCUCCCCCAUCUGUCUCUACUGCCGGGCCUACUGUUAGCACUCCUGCUCCUCCUGUUGCUGCCGCACAACCUGCGGCCCCGGCCAGCAGACAGGCAUCAUCAACACAGCAGCCUGAGAGUGCUUCUGCAACCACUCCGGCACCCGGCCUUCCCAAGCCUGCUACCCCCCAGCCGAGCCAGACAUCUACUAAGUCUGGUGGCAGCAAGGACAGUGAAAAGACCCCGGCUGCUCCGAAUGGGUCUACCAACAACGGCCCUGAGCCUGCUUCGUCUCCUGCCCCCAAGGCUCUUACUUCUGACAUCAUUGGUCUGUUCAUCAUGAAUGUGAGCAGUGAAGACCAGUGUCGCGACCUAUUCGAUGAGGCCGAUAAGGGCAAGAUCGUUAAGAUUGAGAAAUGGGGCAGCCAGAACAAGGUUGUUCAAUUCAAGACUACCGAAGACAGAGACACUGCUAUGGCUCGAUUGCCCGAGGAGAUCAAGACACGCACUCAGGAAGACAGGUCUCGACCCCUUGUAAAAAUCUUCCAACACAGAGAUGGAAAGACAUUUAGUAACCGCGGUGGUGCGGGAACCUGGGGCGCUAAUGUUCGUGGGGGCACGACAGGUAGCGGAUAUCGAAGCGCAGGCGGUAACAGCGACUCGGACAGCAACCGACGAGGCGGACGAGGUGGCCGAGGUGGACGGGGAACUGAUCGAGGACGUGGUGGGCGCGGUCGUGGUGGCAUGAAGGGCGAAGCUGGUGCCUCAUCUCCAGCUGCUGUCCCCUCAACGCCAGCGGAAUGA